UAGAGUUUAUCCAGGAAUAUGCUCCCAACUUAGCUUCUCCAAUGCGUGUGCUUCUCUGCCAAGACACCAACCUUAAAUCCCACUCAUCUUCUUCAUUGUCUUGCAGCUUACAGAGCCACAGAGAUCUAGAGAGAGAGAGAGAGAGAAUGUCUACUGAAAUUAGUCCGCCAUGUCCAAUAAAGACCGUCGUCGUCCUGGUCCAGGAAAACCGAUCCUUUGAUCACAUGCUUGGAUGGAUGAAGUCCUUGAAUCCAGAGAUCAAUGGGGUCACUGGCCAGGAAUGGAACCCACUUUCCACCACCCAGCCCGACUCGGCCAAGGUCUACUUCGGGGACCAGUCCGAGUACGUCGACCCCGACCCCGGCCACUCCUUCCAGGCCAUCCGGGAGCAAGUCUUCGGCAACAACACCGAUUUCUCAGCCGAUCCGCCGCCGAUGAACGGCUUCGCCCAGCAGGCCGAGUCGAUGCAGAAGGGCAUGUCCGAGACCGUGAUGAAUGGGUUUCUUCCCAAUGCAGUACCGGUCUACAAGGCCCUCGUCUCGGAGUUUGCCGUCUGCGACCGGUGGUUCGCGUCCGUCCCGGCAUCGACGCAGCCGAACCGGUUGUACGUGCACUCGGGGACGUCGCAUGGCAUGAUGAGCAACGAGACGAAGAAGUUGGUCGAGGGCCUCCCGCAGCGAACAAUCUUCGAGUCGUUGGACGAGGCGGGAUUCGACUUCGGGAUCUACUACCAGUACCCACCCUCAACCCUCUUCUAUAGAAACCUCAGGAAAUUGAAGUACGUACCCAAGUUUCACCAGUUCGACCUAACUUUCAAGAGGCACUGCAAAGAGGGGAAGCUCCCAAACUAUGUGGUGGUUGAGCAGAGGUACUUUGAUCUCAAAUUGCUGCCUGGAAACGAUGAUCAUCCCUCUCAUGAUGUUGCGGAAGGGCAGAAAUUUGUGAAGGAAGUGUACGAGGCAUUGAGAUCCAGCCCUCAAUGGAACGAAAUCCUCUUCAUCAUCACCUAUGAUGAGCAUGGUGGCUUCUACGAUCAUGUGCCCACGCCGGUCCGGGGCGUGCCGAGCCCGGACGACAUCGUCGGGCAGGAGCCGUACAAUUUCCGGUUCGACCGGCUCGGAGUCCGCGUCCCUACCAUCAUGAUCUCCCCUUGGAUUGAGAAGGGAAUUGUUGUUCAUGGACCCACGGGGCCACAGCCUUCGUCUGAGUUCGAGCAUUCCUCCAUCCCUGCCACAGUCAAGAAGAUUUUCAAUCUCAAAGACUUCUUGACCAAGCGCGACGCCUGGGCUGGAACCUUCGACCACCUUGUUCUCACAAGAACAACUCCAAGGGAUGACUGCCCAGAAACACUUCCGGUGCCGGUAAAGCUGAGAAAGGAAGAUGCGAAAGAAGAUGCAAAGCUCAGCGAAUUCCAGCAAGAGUUGGUGCAACUGGCAGCCCAGCUGAACGGCGACCAUAAGAAGGACACUUAUCCGGACAAGUUGGUGGAGGACAUGACCGUUGGUCAGGCCGUAGAGUAUGUCCAAGGAGCCAUGAAGGUGUUCCUGGACGCCUAUGAUCAAUGCCGGAAAAAUGGGAUGCACGAAUCGGAGAUCGUCACCGUCCACGUUCUCAAGAAGCCAAAAUCCAAGACCUUCAUCAACAAAGUGUUUGCUUGUUUUGUGUGCAACAAUUCUUAGUUGCUCGGUUUCUUAUUAAUUUGUAGCAUCUACUGUUUCCUUCCCGUCGUUGCACUGUGUUGUAUCAAAAAUGGUAUUUGUUGAACUGAAUCAUGUUAAUGUGUAAUAAAUCACAAUAUACUGCCUCUGUAAUUGCCAUCAAUGAAUGAUGGGACAUUAAGUCGCAUGAUAUAUUGUAUCUGUGGAAUAUCUGCAAACCCGUU
Messenger RNA from Nymphaea colorata (pocket water lily), 1882 nucleotides. RefSeq names its product non-specific phospholipase C2-like. Bases 42 to 1679 code for a protein of 545 amino acids. Gene Ontology annotation, molecular function: hydrolase activity, acting on ester bonds. Gene Ontology annotation, biological process: phospholipid catabolic process. The record is from RefSeq and is a predicted model, not a curated record. Lineage: Eukaryota; Viridiplantae; Streptophyta; Magnoliopsida; Nymphaeales; Nymphaeaceae. The transcript has 3 exons.